CGGAUAUAUUCGCAACAGCAACAAGAGCAGCUCGAUCGCUUUAAAUUUGUGCCGGCCGACCUUCUAAAAGCGCUUUCCAUCCAUCUUUCCAUUCUCGGUUCUUUCCUGUCCUCUCAUCUUGCUCCAACCUGCUUUUGCUGCUCACACAUGUUUUCUGCAAUUGUUCAAGGUUAGUGCUAGCUGCUCGUCAAGUUUAUUUCAAUCAAUUUUGGAGAAACUUUUCUCGAAACCGAUCGAUCGAUGAUCUUUGUUUAGUGCAUGCACCACUUGAAUAAUCGAUCGAUACAUAUUCUUGAGAUGUUAUUAAUCCUAGCUAGUAGAGCUAAUUAAGCAACACGAUUAGCUCCCUAGCUAGAUUGUUUGUUUAGCUUGAGAUCUGCUUUAUGGCUGUGAAACAGAAUCUUGCGUUUGUGGUGGUGAUGAGGAGAAUCUUUUAAUUUGGGUGGUCACCGUCUGGCUGUUAAUAUUCCUUUGAACUAUGGGCUAGCUAGCUUGCAACAUACUCAGAGCAGAGCAUAGGGUGCUCCAUACAAUACAUACUCAGAGCAGAGCAUAGCCCAUACCAGCAGCAAAGCAAAGGUAGCAGAUAUAUUGUUCGAUCUCCAUCGAUCUGCCGGCCCCGGCCGACCUUUGAUUUGGUUGGUUGAUGCAAAGUUGUCCUCCUCCUCGUCGUCUACUUAUAUGUAAGCAUCCAUUAAUUGCUGCCGGAUCAGUCGUCGGACCUUCUUCAAGCAGGAAAACAUCCAAUUGGAUUGCUUGAUUGAUCGGCGGGCGAUGAACGGUGCGGUGCUGGACGACGUGAUCCGGCGGCUGCUGGAGGUGCGGCGGCGGCGGCCGGGGAAGCAGCAGGUGCAGCAGGUGCAGCUGGGCGAGGGGGAGAUCCGUCAGCUCUGUGCCGGCGCCAAGGACGUGUUCAUGCGGCAGCCCAACCUGCUCCAGCUCGACGCCCCCAUCAAGAUCGCCGGUGACAUCCAUGGGCAGUACGGCGACCUGAUCCGUCUGUUAGAGCUGGGCGGCUUCCCGCCGCAGCACAAGUACCUGUUCAUGGGCGACUACGUGGACCGCGGCAAGCAGAGCAUCGAGACCAUCUGCCUGCUGCUGGCAUACAAGGUCCGUUACCCGGAGCACUUCUUCCUCCUCCGGGGCAACCACGAGUGCGCCUCCGUCAACCGCGUCUACGGCUUCUACGACGAGUGCAAGCGCCGCUACUCCGUCCGCCUCUGGCGCCACUUCUCCGACUGCUUCAACUGCAUGCCCGUCGCCGCCCUCGUCGACUCCCGCAUCCUCUGCAUGCACGGCGGCCUCUCCCCGGACCUCCGCCACCUCCGCGACAUCGCCGGCCUACCCAGGCCCGUAGACGUCCCGGACGCCGGCCUCCUCUGCGACCUCCUCUGGUCCGACCCCGGCGCCGCCGCGGGGUGGGGGCCCAACGACAGGGGCGUGUCCUACACGUUCGGGGCGGACGUGGUGGCGGCCUUCAUGGAGAGGCACGACCUGGACCUCGUGUGCCGGGCGCACCAGGUGGUGGAGGACGGAUAUGAGUUCUUCGCCGGCCGACGGAUGGUCACCGUCUUCUCGGCCCCCAACUACUGCGGCGAGUUCGACAAUGCCGGCGCCCUCAUGUGCGUCGACGACGACCUCACCUGCUCCUUCCAGAUACUCAAGCCCGCCGACAACAACAGGCAGCAACGGCGAUUCGGCUUCGGCAUGGGAUCGGCAUCGGCAACUACUGCUAGCAGCAGCAGCAGCAGGGGGAUCCGAUCACCCUGGUGGUAAUAAUUAGUUAAUUAGCGCAAAUGCAAUAAACCCAUCUUUCAUUUCCUUGCCAAUUUUGUAUACUACUCCCUACAUAUCAUAAUAC
Messenger RNA from Hordeum vulgare subsp. vulgare (domesticated barley), 1861 nucleotides. RefSeq names its product serine/threonine-protein phosphatase PP1-like. The transcript is spliced from 2 exons. Gene Ontology annotation, molecular function: protein serine/threonine phosphatase activity. Bases 775 to 1776 code for a protein of 333 amino acids. NCBI's taxonomy places the organism in Eukaryota, Viridiplantae, Streptophyta, Magnoliopsida, Poales, Poaceae. The record is from RefSeq and is a predicted model, not a curated record. Gene Ontology annotation, cellular component: cytoplasm; nucleus.